AUGCCGCAUUUUGAGGCCGAGGAGAUGACCAUACCGGUCAUCGACAUCUCAAACCCAAGUGACGAGGUAGCUCGCCAAGUUCUGGAUGCAGCUUCCACUCAUGGCUUCCUGUUCAUCAAGAACGAUGGGGUGGCAAUCCCACCACAAGACAUAGUAGACAUGUUCAAACUUUCCAAAGAAUUUUUCAAUUCGCCAGAAGAACAAAAGGCAGAAUUUGCUAUCCACUCAGACAAAGCCGGCGGCAUCAACCGUGGUUGGGUGAAGAUGGCCGGCGAAUCUCUUGAUCCAGAAGGACAAAAGCAAGGCGAUCCCAAAGAGGCAUUCAACAUCGGCCCUCCCCAACCAGCCCUUCAACCGCUUCCACAACCCCUCUCAACCUCCUCUCCCUUGAUCCUUCGCUUUCAAAUCGCAUGCCACACGCUCUGCACCUCAAUCCUUUCGCUCCUCGGCACCGCCCUCCAGACGCCCGAUCCCUCCUACUUCACCGCGCGCCACGACCAAUCCCAGGGCCCCUCCGGCACAAUCUUCAGAAUGCUCUACUACCCCUCUACCACCACUUCUUCCGCCUCCCAGAUUCGCGCCGGCGCGCACUCCGACUACGGCUCGCUGACGCUGCUCUUCCGACUCCCCGGGCAGCCCGGCCUGGAGCUCUUCUCGCCGGGGCGCCGCACCUGGGUCCCUGUGCCGGUCAAUCCGUCGCCCUCGACGCUCGCAGACCCGCCGAUUCUGGUGAACAUCGGUGACCUGCUGAGUUUCUGGACUGGCGGGAUGCUGAAGAGUACCGUGCACCGCGUUACGUUUAGUGGCGGCGGGGAGAGGUAUAGCAUGGCGUAUUUUUGCCAUCCGCUAGACGAGGCGCGGUUGGAGAGGGUAGAGAGUGUGGUUUUGGCGGGCGCGGAUGGGGAGGCCGGAAGGGAAGAGUUGCGGAGUCAGCGGCGGAGGUUGGGACUUGAGGGGGAAGGGGACGAGGUGCUGACUGCGAAGGAGCACUUAGAUCGCAGGCUGAAAGUCACGUAUGGGCUUUGA
Messenger RNA from Boeremia exigua, 1026 nucleotides. RefSeq lists its product as uncharacterized. Gene Ontology annotation, molecular function: dioxygenase activity. The transcript is spliced from 3 exons. The record is from RefSeq and is a predicted model, not a curated record. NCBI's taxonomy places the organism in Eukaryota, Fungi, Ascomycota, Dothideomycetes, Pleosporales, Didymellaceae. Bases 1 to 1026 code for a protein of 341 amino acids.